Drosophila eugracilis is the source of this 521-nucleotide messenger RNA. RefSeq names its product amyloid-beta A4 protein. NCBI's taxonomy places the organism in Eukaryota, Metazoa, Arthropoda, Insecta, Diptera, Drosophilidae. Gene Ontology annotation, molecular function: serine-type endopeptidase inhibitor activity. The record is from RefSeq and is a predicted model, not a curated record.
CAUAUCAGUCAUUAUCAAUCACUUUAUUUUAGCCAUGUAUUUUAUACUUCCUUUUAUAUGGCUUGUAAUUUUGAAGCCCUCAGCUGCCGUGAUCGUUCCAGGAGUAACAAUAAAAGAGCCAAAAUGCUGGUAUGUGGCCAAUCCCGGACCCUGUGAUAACUUUGUUAAAGUCUGGGGGUACGAUUACAUAACUAAUCGCUGUAUUUUCUUCUACUACGGCGGCUGUGGAGGCAAUCCAAAUCGUUUCUAUACGAAAGAAGAGUGUUUGGACACCUGUAGGGUAUACAGACCACCAAGCCGGAAGAAAAGAGAAGAUGAGCCAGAUGAAGAGGAGGAGUUUGAGGAGGACAUUGAUGACUGGGACAAGUUAGAUGAUUUUGACAAGAUGGAACUUUGAUUUCAGUUACCACAAAAGGGUAUUCAAGAAUCGCCUUUAAGGCAGAAGCUAAAGGCCUCAAGUUAACUUUUGAUUCGUUGUGCAAACGCAUAAUUUCAGUUUGAAAGAAAGAACUUCCCGUCGA